Molecule: messenger RNA, 1170 nt
Organism: Solanum tuberosum (potato)
Lineage: Eukaryota; Viridiplantae; Streptophyta; Magnoliopsida; Solanales; Solanaceae
Exons: 3
Coding region: 96-917 (273 amino acids)
Biological process (GO): RNA methylation
Molecular function (GO): RNA methyltransferase activity
Source: RefSeq, a predicted model, not a curated record
AUUUCCAAGAACAAAGUUUACCUAAGGUCAAAAAUAUAAAUGCUGAUGAAGUUGAGGAAGUGGAUUCUGUAGGUAAUCAACUAUCUGAAGUGACUAUGGCUGAUGCUGAUAUUCUUGAAAAUGGAAAUGACGAAGCUACACUGGAUACUGACCCCAGUAAAAUAGUGGAAGAAAAAAGGCCGGAGCUGAUUAAACCUUCCAGUGAUGGAAAAGCUGGUCCUGAGUUGGUUACAGGGAGUAGAAAGUUACAGAUGCGAGGAAGAUGGAGAGGGAUUGACCCAAUAUUAUUUUACCACGAGGAGGCAGCUGUGGGUCAGAUAAAGGCCUUCUAUGGCAUCAAGGAAUCCUUUCCAUUCAAAGGUCAUUUGAUUGUGAGGAAUACUGAUAUCGACCAUGUGAAAAGAGUUUAUUAUGUAUCUAAAUCUGUGAAAGAAGUUCUUGAACUCAAUUUUCUAGCUGGUGAGCAGCUCAAGAUCGCUGCUGUUGGGCUCAAGAUGUUUGAGCGGCAAAAAGAUGUUUCUACAGAAUGUGUAUUCCGCAUAACAUCUGAAGGAGUGCCAUUGCUGCUGCCACAUAUUACCAAAAAAAUAGUGUAUGCAUCUCCUGUAGAUUUCAAGCUUCUUUUGCAGUACAAGAGCAUUAAAUUUGGUGAUUUUGUGGAUGCUGAAUUUCGGGAAAAGGCUUCAAAGCUGCAGUUUGGUUGUUGUGCAGUGAUUUUGAAUAAAGACAAUAAGACCUUGUCGGAACCUCAAGUGGAUGCAUCAACUAUCGCUAUAGGAUGCUGGAGAGGCCGGAAUAGCAUCACAGUGAUGGUGAUUGCACUUGAUAUCCAAGAACUUCUAGAAAGGAUGUUGACGUAUUCGGAGGAGGAUUCAGAUUCCUUAUUGCUGGAAAACAAGCCAUUGAUUGCUGCUUGAGCAGAUUAAGCUAAAUUGAAAAUAUUGAAAAACAAUUGAGACAAGUUACAGGUAAACUAACAAUUUUGGAAGCUGUAAUAUGUGUACCAUUACAAGGAAAUUUGUAAUAUUUUGAUGUUUAUUUGUUGGUUUCUUCUGUUUAAGACAAUUUCUACAACUAUAGAUUUCAGAUGAAAAUGGAGGGAAGUGUCCUCUUUGUAAUCAAAAUAUUGAUGGAUCAAUACUCAACAAUAUUAGUCCAUUUCAAAAUAAA